This is a messenger RNA of Insectozyma verbasci, 870 nucleotides long. The record is from the annotation of a GenBank genome assembly. NCBI's taxonomy places the organism in Eukaryota, Fungi, Ascomycota, Pichiomycetes, Serinales, Debaryomycetaceae.
AUGUUUAAAAGUGCAUAUAAAACAUUUAAUCAACCAAUGAUUCAAAAAUUCAUUGCUGGUGGUGUUGGUAUUUCAGGUUUAACUGCGUCAUAUUUAUUAUAUCAAGAUUCAAUGACAGCAAAUGCAAUGACAGCAGCAGAACAUGGUUUACAUCCACCAAGUUAUAAUUGGCCACAUAAUGGUAUGUUUGAAACAUUUGACCAUGCGUCAAUUAGAAGAGGUUUUCAAGUUUAUAGAGAAGUUUGUGCUGCAUGUCAUUCUUUAGAUAGAAUUGCAUGGAGAGAAUUAGUUGGUGUUUCACAUACUGCUUCAGAAGCAAAAGCAAUGGCGGAAGAAUUGGAAUAUGAUGAUGAACCUGAUGAUGAAGGUAAACCAAGAAAAAGACCAGGUAAAUUAGCUGAUUAUAUUCCAGGUCCUUAUGAAAAUGAAGAAGCUGCAAGAGCUGCAAAUCAAGGUGCUUUACCACCAGAUUUAUCAUUAAUUGUUAAAGCAAGACAUGGUGGUUGUGAUUAUAUCUUUUCAUUAUUGACUGGUUAUCCAGAUGAACCACCAGCAGGUGUUGUUUUACCACCAGGUUCAAAUUAUAAUCCAUAUUUCCCAGGUGGUUCAAUUGCUAUGGGUAGAGUAUUAUUUGAUGAUUUAGUUGAAUAUGAGGAUGGUACUCCAGCUACUACUUCACAAAUGGCAAAAGAUGUUACUACUUUCUUGAAUUGGGCUUCUGAACCAGAACAUGACGAAAGAAAGAAAUGGGGUUUGAAAGCUAUUAUUAUUUUAUCAUCAUUAUACAUGUUAUCAUUAUGGGUUAAAAGAUUUAAAUGGACUCCAAUUAAAAAUAGAAAAUUUAGAUUUGAUCCACCAAAGAAACAAUAA